Messenger RNA from Gekko japonicus, 849 nucleotides. Its product is annotated as olfactory receptor 14C36-like. Gene Ontology annotation, molecular function: G protein-coupled receptor activity; olfactory receptor activity. The transcript has a single exon. The record is from RefSeq and is a predicted model, not a curated record. Gene Ontology annotation, cellular component: membrane. The coding region runs from base 1 to 849 and encodes 282 amino acids. Gene Ontology annotation, biological process: G protein-coupled receptor signaling pathway. NCBI's taxonomy places the organism in Eukaryota, Metazoa, Chordata, Lepidosauria, Squamata, Gekkonidae.
AUGGUAAACCAAACAGUUGUGACCGAAUUCCUCCUUCUAAGAUUCUCUGAUAUGCGAAAGCUACAGAUUUUACAUUUCAUGGUGUUUCUCUCUCUCUACUUGGCAACUCUGAUGGGAAAUUUUCUCAUCAUUGUGUCCGUGGCCCUGAUUCCUCACCUUCACACUCCCAUGUACUUUUUCCUGGCUGUUUUGUCAUCAGUAGAUGCCUGCUUCAUCUCUGCCACCGUUCCCAAAUCCAUGGUCAUUUCAUUGAUAAAUGACAAUCGGAUUUCUUUUGCAGGAUGUGUCAGCCAAGUUUACCUGGUUGUUGCAUGUGCUACUGCAGAAAUUUCCCUGCUUGCUGUCAUGGCUUAUGACCGCUAUGUAGCAAUCUGCCAUCCUCUCCAGUACACGCUGAUCAUGAACUGGAAUGCCUGUUUUGAAAUGGCAGCUGCUGCGUUGGUCUUCAGUUUAAUUAAUGGGACAAUAACAACAUUAAACACCUUUAGGCUACAGUUCUGCUCAUCCAAUCUUGUUGAACAAUAUUUCUGUGAUAUCCGUCAGUUGUUUAGGAUAUCUUGCACAGAUACCAAGUUCAAUGAGAUGUUCAAUUUUGUCUGUGUUCUUACUAUAGGGUCAGUUUGUUCUGUGUUCAUUUUGGUUUCUUACAGCUACAUCUUCUCUGCUGUGUUCAAAAUCCAGUCAGGCCAAGGGAAGUAUAAAGCUUUUUCCACCUGCAUCCCUCACCUGACAAUGUUUUCUCUGUUUGUUUUUACUGUCAUGUUUUCUUACAUGAGGCCAAAAGAGAUGUCAUCUCCAUCUAUGGACUUGUUAGCUGCCGUUUUUAUGCAGUUUUGCCACCACUCAUGA